Molecule: messenger RNA, 2022 nt
Organism: Periophthalmus magnuspinnatus
Lineage: Eukaryota; Metazoa; Chordata; Actinopteri; Gobiiformes; Gobiidae
Gene: foxi3b
Product: forkhead box I3b
Exons: 2
Coding region: 156-1337 (393 amino acids)
Biological process (GO): regulation of transcription by RNA polymerase II; anatomical structure morphogenesis; cell differentiation
Molecular function (GO): DNA-binding transcription factor activity, RNA polymerase II-specific; RNA polymerase II cis-regulatory region sequence-specific DNA binding
Source: RefSeq, a predicted model, not a curated record
AGGGCAAACUGUCUCAACACCAGUGGGACAGUGACCAAGGACUUGCACAGACUUGGAGAUUUUAGGAGCUGGACACAAGACUCUGUAGUUGAAAUAUAUUUUUUUUAGCGUCAUUUUACCACAGAUCUGAGGAAGAGGAAAAGAAGAGACUUAUAAUGUCCUCGUUUGAGUCCCAGGGUCAGUCUCCUCCUCGGUGCGGUCCGCAGUUCCCCUCUCUGGGACAAGAACCUCCAGAGCUCAGCAUGUACAGCGACUGCUACUACCCUCCUCCGUCGCUGCCCAGCCCGCAGCGCACCACCCCGACGUCGUACGAGCUCACCGACUACACCAACCCCUCUCCGAACCCUUACCUCUGGUUCAACAACUCCACACCCUCCUACCUGGGCACCACCGCACCUCCAGGGAACCCAGGGCCCCCCUUCGUCCCGCAGCACUACGGGAUGCAGAGGCCGUACCUGAGCCCGGCCGGCGCUGGGGGUCCGGGAGGGGAGCUAAACUGGUUCUCCCUGCCCUCACAAGAAGAUCUGAUGAAGUUAGUGAGACCGCCGUACUCCUACUCCGCUCUCAUCGCUAUGGCAAUCCACGGGGCGCCAGAUAAAAGGCUAACGCUGAGUCAGAUUUAUCAGUACGUGGCCGACAAUUUCCCUUUUUACAACAAAAGUAAAGCGGGAUGGCAGAACUCCAUAAGACACAACCUGUCACUCAACGACUGCUUCAAGAAAGUGCCAAGAGAUGAGGAUGAUCCAGGCAAAGGAAACUACUGGACCCUUGACCCCAACUGCGAAAAGAUGUUCGACAACGGCAACUUCCGCCGCAAAAGAAAGAGAAAGUCUGACUCUCUCCCCGGCGCCGAGGGAGGAUCCGUGGCUCAAGACUCGGGCGACAGUGACAGAGGCAGUCCCAAACACCCAGGCAGCUCAUCCCUCAGCCUGUCCCCUCCGUCAGACCGCAUCCCCUCCCCCUCCGCCGCCUCCUCGUCGACCCCUUGCCUCAGCAGUUUCUUGACGGAGAUGUCGGGGGUGAACGCUGCGGCGGGAGGAGGAGGAGAACUCGGGGGUGACGGUUUGGCCAGGCCGUUACCCAUCAGCCUGCCUAGUAUAGAUAUAUCGCAUAGGCCCGGCAGCUUCGGGAGCUUCUCGCCCAACAACUCCGCCGGUACGGAUUGGGCGUCGCAAGUGCCGCCUCCGCCCCCCGUGCUGUCGUCCUCGCCCACCCACUCGGCUCUGGGAUACACGAGCCCCAUUCUGAGCCAGUACGGCGGCGGCGCCAGUGGGCAUUUCUACCCGGGACUCAGCUCGACUGGCAUCAUCUAUCACCGGGAAGGGACUGAAGUUUGAAAUACAAAUCGCUAAAACUCUUCAAAUCUUUGUUUUUAAGUUUGACGCAUGUCUGGUAUCCAUAGCAACGUCAGUAAUUUGCAUCCUCCGCAAUUCCGUCAUAACAAAGACCUGCAGCUAGCAUAAAAACGACAUAAAUUACGUCUUGUCUACUUGGGUUUUUAAAACAUUUUUCGCGCUGACGGGUACAUCAGAGCUCACUACAGCGUGACUACAAAGAGUAAAAAGACUUUGAUUCCCAUAGGAACCGCUGAGUCAGCAGCUCCGCGAUCUGCCUAAGUCCCUGAAAAAAAAGAAAAAAAAAAACGUACUCAGCUAUCACUAUCUGAUCCCCCGUCAGCUUUUAUCCAAACUAAACCCUCUCUAUCAGAUCUGACUCAUUAUGAACACACACAAGAUGAGGUCUGCUGACAUGAGGUCCUUUCACGGCGCUACCUGCCAGCGCGCCUGAUGCUAUCGCUAAGUCAACAAUCACAUAUGUCAUUAGGAGCGGGUUAAUCCCACUGUCUGUUUCCAGUUUGCGUCGUAUCAGCAGCGUAGACGUUCCCUUUAAGCGGUGUAUAUAUUCUGUUUGUUAUCGAUAUGUAUCUCAAUAUGUGUGAUAUGUACGGUUUGGUUCUGUUCUUAUUGAUCUGUGCUUUAUAUGUUUGUCUGUUUUUGAUAUGAAUAAAAAAACGUCUCAGUC